Molecule: messenger RNA, 2801 nt
Organism: Onychostoma macrolepis
Lineage: Eukaryota; Metazoa; Chordata; Actinopteri; Cypriniformes; Cyprinidae
Product: chromaffin granule amine transporter
Exons: 16
Coding region: 703-2226 (507 amino acids)
Biological process (GO): xenobiotic transport; aminergic neurotransmitter loading into synaptic vesicle; transmembrane transport
Cellular component (GO): synaptic vesicle membrane; terminal bouton
Molecular function (GO): xenobiotic transmembrane transporter activity; serotonin:sodium:chloride symporter activity
Source: RefSeq, a predicted model, not a curated record
UUAUUGUAUGUGUGUGUGUGUGUGUGUGUGUGUGUGUUGGGAUAUUUGAAUUACCAGAGAUGGCACAGGGCAAAGGUGAGACCUGUUGAGUCAUUUAACAUUUUCCAUAGAUGUUCAGUGGCUUAAUGGAUUAACAUUACACAGGAAAUGAAACUGACACAGGCAGAAAACAGAACCAUAUGAUCACAGGUUAUGAUGCAUCUGUAACGGAAAUACACCAUCACUCUAUUGCUCUCAUAUACAGACUUUUAAUAUUAUUGCGAACACUUUAGCGUAGCACAUAACGAACAAUCACCAUUGGUUUCACAGUGCAGCGAUUAGGUCACUGACUGAGCAGUAUUCACAUGUGAGAAGUAGCAGCGGCUGCUGAUUGUGUGUGUUGAGUCUGGAUGAGAGAUCACAGAUAAAGGCUCAUUGUGAUGAAAAGAAGCCUGCAGGUCAUUCACCUACCCAAUAAAGAGCAGCAGAUGCACACAAUUACUCUUGCUAUGACGCAGUGUUUGUGUGCGUGUGCGUGUACGUGUGCAUGUCUGUAUAUUUCCUCCAAAGACCCCUCAACAGAUCACAUGCAGGCGGCGGUGGACACAGACUCCAGCAACACUCACAGUCCAACAAGUGACCCCUGCAUCACACACACACCUGCGCUGGACAUACACUCGUGCACUGAAGAAGAGAAUGCAUCCUAAGUGACAGAGGUGGAUCAUGGCUAUGCGGAACCCUAUGGACUGGAUCAGAGAGAGCAGGGGCUCUCCUCGUCUGGUGCUUGUCAUUGUGUGUGUGGCCCUGCUGCUGGAUAACAUGCUGCUAACAGUUGUGGUUCCCAUCAUCCCAACCUUCCUGUAUGCCACAGAGCACCAGACACAAGAGCACCCGUCUGCCACCCCCUCUGAGGCUCAGCCCACCUACACCUCCAUCUUCUCUCUGUACGACAACAGCACCUACACCCUCAGCACUGCCAAUCUCACCAUCUCCUCUGGUGCUAAUGGAAGUUCAGGGCUCAACAGCAGCUCUGCUGAGCGACAUAGGUGUAAAGAGGACAGUGAGUUUUUGGAAGAGGAGAAUGUGAGGGUUGGGCUGUUGUUUGCCUCCAAAGCCCUGGUGCAGCUCAUGGUCAACCCAUUUGUGGGCCCAAUGACUAACAGGAUUGGAUAUCACAAACCGAUGUUUGCUGGGUUUGUCAUCAUGUUUGUCUCCACAAUAAUGUUUGCCUUCUCAGGGACAUACGCGCUGCUGUUUUUCGCCCGCUCAUUGCAGGGAAUUGGAUCAUCCUUUUCCUCUGUGGCAGGUCUGGGAAUGUUAGCAAGUGUGUACACAGAUGACAAUGAGAGAGGAAUUGCCAUGGGAAUCGCAUUGGGAGGACUUGCCAUGGGAGUGCUCAUUGGAGCGCCAUUUGGCAGUGUCAUGUAUGAGUUUGUUGGUAAAAGUUCUCCCUUCCUCGUCCUUGCCUUCUUGGCUGUGUUUGAUGGAGCCCUCCAGCUCUGCAUCCUUCAGCCCUCAAAAAUAUCUCCAGGGAGCGUGGAAGGAACACCAUUACUCACCCUGCUGAAGGAUCCCUACAUACUCAUUAGUGCAGGGUCGUUGUGCUUUGCAAACAUGGGGGUGGCUAUUUUAGAGCCCACUCUUCCCAUCUGGAUGAUGCAAACAAUGUGCUCGCCAAAAUGGCAGCUUGGUAUGGCUUUCCUACCAGCCAGUGUUUCUUACCUCAUUGGGACCAAUCUGUUUGGAGUACUGGCCAAUAAAAUGGGAAGGUGGUUGUGUUCCAUGAUCGGCAUGCUUAUAGUCGGCAUCAGCUUGCUCUGUGUUCCCUUUGCCAAAGACAUCUAUGGGCUUAUUGGUCCCAAUGGAGGGUUGGGAUUUGCUAUUGGAAUGGUUGAUUCAUCUAUGAUGGCUAUAAUGGGUUACCUAGUGGAUAUUCGCCAUAUGUCUGUCUACGGAAGUGUGUACGCUAUUGCUGAUGUUGCCCUCUGCAUGGGAUUUGCUGUUGGUCCAUCGACUGGAGGGGCCAUAGUAAGAGCCAUAGGCUUCCCCAAUCUCAUGGUGAUCAUCGGCAUUAUCAACAUCCUGUAUGCACCCCUUUGCUUCUUCCUCAAAAAUCCUGCUGUUCGGGAGGAGAAGAUGGCUAUUAUAAAUCAGGAGUGUCCAAUGCAUGUGAAGAGCUACAAUACGCAGCGCGGGUACAGGGAUUUCCCUCUGAGUGAUGAAAGUGAGGAGGACACUGAAGAGUGAUGCACAUAUAUUUAUAAAGGAACUUGCCAACAAAUCAUUAGGACCUGCAGCCCUGAUUCAAAAGAUUUGAAAUGAUUAAUAUAGCAACUUUCCCUAUCCUUCACUAUGAUCACAUUUUUGUGUACAAAUGCUUAGUGCGAAGUAAAUAUUGUUUUUGUACGCUUGUAAAGUGUUGUUUAUCCUGUUUCUUGUCACGUCAGUGGGUUUGAACGAAAUAAACAGGCCUAAUUUGACAAUUUGAUUUGAUUGUUUUCAUCAUGAUGUGCAUGUGAAGGUAGGAUUGUGCAUCAGUAAUGAAGAGAAAAUCCAUUGUGAGUGGGAUGCCAACUUCUUUUGUGCCUCUUGUGACACACGGUUAAUUUCCUUUGGAUAUGCAUCAAAUGUUAUUGAAUUUAAUGAUUGUGAUUUGCAGGGUAAAAGAGUAGGAAGUUACAGACAAAGGGAACUGAUAUAACUUCAAGUUCGACAACAAAUUUGAAACCAUAGAUAACUUAAUAACCGGUUCUUCUUGGUCAUUAUAUAAAACAGGUGCCUUUUGUGUCCCUCAUUAAUAUACAAAUACUGACAUGAACAGC